AUGGCAAAGGCAAGCAAAUCAUCCACCAAGACCACUCCCUCCAAGGGCAAACCCACCCAAGCGAAGAAGGCCAAAGGUGGACCUACCAAUAUCGAGAAGAUAUUGCAAGCCGUUGCAUCGUUGCAUGCUUUGGGCCAGGCGAAGCCCUGCAAGAAGCAAGCACAAGCCAUGGCCGGAAUUCCCGACAAGAAGACUUUUGAUACCUACUGUGGCACGAUGAAAAACAAGAAAGGAUUGAUUGUCUACGACAAGGAAACGAUUGAACUUACCGAGAAAGGACGUGAAGAGGUUGGACCGGCAGCUCUGGAAGUUGCCGCGACAAACGAUGCCAUGCAUGACAAGAUCAAGGAGCAGCUCAAGAACAAGAGAUCCCGAGAGAUCUUUGAAAUUUUGGCGGAUGGACGCGCAUGGUCCAAGGACGAGCUUGCGGAUAAGAUGGGGAUUGAGAACAACAAGAGCUUUGGGACCUAUCUUUCGGCGCUGAGCAAGUACACGGAGAAGACGAAAGACGGGAAAUACGCACUGAAGGACGAAGUGUUCCCAUUUGGUCGUCCUUGCGAUGAGUGA
This is a messenger RNA of Seminavis robusta, 567 nucleotides long. Lineage: Eukaryota; Bacillariophyta; Bacillariophyceae; Naviculales; Naviculaceae. The record is from the annotation of a GenBank genome assembly.